UAUUUCAUCCCCGCAAGUCACAAAUACUUAAUAAAACAACGAAAAUAUCGAAUGAUACAAGCAUUCCACUGAACUGUAAAACUGCACUUCAGGUAUUCGAUAAAAUGUCCAAAAGCUUUAUGAUUCGCCGUUCCUUCAAAGUUUCCACCACAAAUAAUCAUCCUUUUGCUUGCAAAUUCUACCAUUCAACUCAAUUUCUAAACCAAGAACAAACCAAUACUAUCAAAAAUGAAAACCCCACAAAUCCAUCAACUCAAAAUCUUGAAGAACAUCUUAGGAAACUCCGAAUUUUACUCCAACAACAUCGUACUGAAAAUGCAAAGGGUAUUUUGGGUACCCUUAUUCAUAAAAACUCAGUUUUUCAACUUUAUACUCUUUUUCAACCUUCCCCAACAAAACCAAUUUACUCAGAUUUGUUGUUAUCAGUUUAUUUAGAGAAGAAACUUAUAAAUGAAGCUCAAGAACUUUAUUUUUUGAUAAGAAAUGAUAAAAAAUUUGUAUCUUUAUCAUGUUUUAAUGUGUUUCUUGAAUCUUUGAAUAGUUUGAGGAUGUACAAAAAGACCCUUGAAGUUUUUAGUGAUGUUAUGAAUUGGGGUAUAAGAGUUGAUAGGUUUAGUUAUGGUAAAGCUAUACAAUCAGCUGUGAAAAUUGGUGAUUUGGGUAAGGGUUUGGAGUUGUUGAGUUGUAUGAGAAGUGUUAGGUUGAGUCCUAAUGAGUUUGUGUAUAAUGUAGUUAUAGGUGGGUUGUGUAAAGAGAAGAGAGUUGUCGAAGCGCGAAAAUUGUUCGAUGAAAUGCUUGAGAGAAGAGUUGGACCGAGUAAGGUGACGUAUAAUAUUCUUAUGGAUGGGUAUUGUAAGAUUGGGAAGUUGGAUGAGGCUUUUAAGUUGAGAGAAAAGAUGAGGAGUGAUAAUGUGGAACCUAAUAUCGUGACGUUUAAUACGUUGCUUAGUGGACUUUGUAAGUCGGGGAAGAUGGAGGAAGUUGAUCGCGUAGUUGAGGAAAUGAAGGGUUGUGGAUUUGUACCUGAUGGGUUUACUUAUAGUAUACUUUUCGAUGGGCAUUCGAGAUGUGAUGAUGUUAAUUCCUCGUUGGCGUUGUUUGAAGAAGCUGUUAAGAAAGGGGUGCAAAUGAACGAGUACACGUGUAGUGUUUUGUUGAAUGGCUUGUGCAAGAAAGGGAAGACGGAUAAGGCUGAAGAGAUUUUGAAGAAGUUGAUGGAAAACGGGCUUACUCCUACGGAGGUGUUGUUUAAUACCAUUUUGAGCGGUUAUUGCAAAGAAGGCAAUAUGGAGAAGGCUUAUUCAACUAUUGACGAAAUGGAAAUUUCUGGGGUGAAGCCGAGCUGUGUCACAUUUAAUACUCUAAUCGCGAAAUUCUGUGAAUUGGGUAUGAUGGAAGAGGCAAAAGAAUGGUUAAGGAAAAUGCUCGAGAAGCCAGUUUCCCCGAAUGAGCAGACAUAUAACAUCUUAAUUGAUGGAUAUGGUCGCAAGCGGGAUUUCGUGAGGUGUUUUGAGAUUCUUGAGGAGAUGGAAAAGAAUGGAUUGAAGCCUAAUGUAAUUACAUACGGUUCUCUAAUCAAGUCUUUGUGUAAGGAUGGUAGGCUUCUUGAAGCUGAUGUAGCCUUAAGUGACAUGAUUAGUAGAGGGGUUAAACCGAAUGCACAGGUCUAUAAUAUGCUUAUAGAUGGACAUUGCAUGAGAGGAACAAUGAGUAAUGCUUUCGUAUGUUUCGAGAAGAUGCUAGAAAGUGAUAUAGAAACAACACUGGUUACAUACAAUACUCUAAUAAAUGGGUUUUGCAAAAAGGGUAUGAUCAAAGAAGCUGAGGAUUUGGCUGCGCAUAUUUUAGUCAAGGGUUUAACUCCAGAUGUUAUCACGUACAAUUCUUUAAUCUCUGCAUAUUCAGAUGCAGGGGACACCGAAAAGUGUUUCCAAACGUAUGAGAAGAUGAAAACUUCUGGAAUAAAGCCUACAAUGAACACAAUUCAUCCUCUAAUUAGAGUUUGCAAAAAGGAAAAGAAUGGACUGGUGUUAAUCGACAAAAUUGUUCAAGAAAUGUCUCAGAUGGAUCUUUCUCCUGACCGAGUGGUAUAUAACGAGCUCAUCCAUUGCUAUGCUUUACAUGGAGAGGUUCAAAAGUCACUUGAUAUGCACAUAGAGAUGGUGGAACGAGGGAUUCCUUCUGACAAGAAGACGUACAAUAGCUUGAUUAUGGUGCAUUUGAAAGAGGGAAAACGUGAAGAAGCCAAGAAUCUUGUUGAUCAGAUGAAGGCUAACAAUAUUGUUCCCAAUGAUGAGACUUAUAAUAUUCUGGUCGAAGGGCAUUGCAAAGUUAAAGAUUUUUCUGGUGCAUACAUUUGGUAUAGAGAGAUGGUUGACAAUGGUCUUCUCCCGGUAGCCAAUAUCUGUAACGAGUUAUUAUCUGGCCUUCGAGAAGAAGGAAGAUUGCAAGAGGCACAGAUUAUAUGUUCAGAAAUGAGCUCUAAAGGAAUUGAAGAGUGUAACACAAAUGAGGAUCUUUCUACUGUUGUGAAAGCGUAGAACAGAGAAGACAUUGCACUCGAACUUGUUAGUUAAAAACGUUGGCAGCAAAUGAAAAGCUUGUAAUAUAUUAAAAAAUCAGUGUAUUCUUAUUAAUUUAUUUCCUCAUUGACAUUCAUUCAGGAUACCUAUUCCCUUAUACUGCCCUUGUUGUUUAGUUGAUGGAAGAUGCCCUUCUUUUUCUA
Molecule: messenger RNA, 2725 nt
Organism: Lycium ferocissimum
Lineage: Eukaryota; Viridiplantae; Streptophyta; Magnoliopsida; Solanales; Solanaceae
Product: pentatricopeptide repeat-containing protein At5g12100, mitochondrial
Exons: 1
Coding region: 105-2540 (811 amino acids)
Molecular function (GO): protein binding
Source: RefSeq, a predicted model, not a curated record